AUAAUAAUGAAUGAGGGAAGGAAACGAAGAUAUUUUACGAAAACAAGGCUUAGUUAGAUUUGUGUAAGCUUGUAUCACUUAGUAUGUCCUGUAUUUGUCAAAGUUAUUACGGUAAACAAACGAGAAAGAGAAGGAAAAUAGAUGCCUGGUAACAUUAGGACAACAGUUCGUCACUCAGGGUUCUACAACAAAUUAAUGAAGACUGUCACAAACUCUAGAAAUGACAUUAUCAGAGAAUACAAGUAAUGAUGUUAAUAUAAUCUUUAAAAAGUCUGAAGAUAGACAUAUUAGUUGAAACUUAAAAGAUAAAGUUAAUUGGUUGGUAUAUAUCUGAACCAGUACAUGCAUCUUGAAGUGAUUCUGAUUACAAGAAAAUUAUCCAUUUUGAAAAAUGACUUUAUCCGAAGAAUGCACUUUGACAGCGUUUUAUCUGAACAUUUUUACUGGACAAUCUACAAUCCAUUGUCAGAGAUAAUAAACUAAUGUCAGUGGGAAAUUUUGAAUUGAAGUCCUUGUGGAUAUUAUGUCUCUUAGACAGCCACUCCAACAAUUUUGAAUAUUAGGAAAUGAGUUUUAUUUGUAUUUUAUGAAGAAUGGAUGAUACUAUGGAAAAGAAAUUGUCUAUAAGUCAUGUUUCUGGUGAAGUACAAUCUGAUAAUGGAGAUUUAUCACAUCAAACACAUGUAGACAUAGAGAAGCAAUCAUAUACGUGUGACGUUUGUGGAAAAAUAUUCUCCAAGAAUUGUGUUUUAACUUCUCACAAAUGCAUUCACACAGGUGAGAAACUAUACCACUGUGAUAUCUGUGGUAAAAAAUUCUCACACAAAAGAACAUUAAUUUAUCAUAACCAUAUUCACACAGGUGAGAAACCAUACCAUUGUGAUAUUUGUGGUAGAGCAUUUCCACAUAUGAGAACAUUAACUUCUCACAAACAUAUUCACACAGGAAAGAAACCAUACCACUGUGACAUUUGUGGUAAAACAUUUUCUGAAAGUGGAACGCUAACUCGUCAUAAACGUAUUCACACUGGAGAGAAACCAUAUCUCUGUGACACCUGUGGCAAAGCAUUUACUCGCAGUGUACAUUUGACUCGUCACAAACGCACUCAUACAGGUGAAGAACCAUACCACUGUGAUAUUUGUGGUAAAACCUUUUCGCAAAGUAGUACAUUAACUUCUCACGUACGUAUACAUACUGGUGAGAAGCCAUAUCACUGUGAUAUCUGUGGUAAGACGUUUUCCAAGAACUGUAAUGUAACUCGUCAUAAACAUAUUCAUACAGGUGAAAAACCUUACCAUUGUGAUAUUUGUGGCAAAGCAUUUUCUCUCAGGUGUAACUUAACUUAUCAUAAACAUACACACACUGGUGAGAAACCAUACCAUUGCAAUGUCUGUGAUAAAACAUUCUCACAUAUGUGUAAAUUAACUUACCAUAAAUAUAUUCACACAGGUGAGAGACCUUACCACUGUGAUAUCUGUGGUAAAACAUUUUCUCAGAGUACAUAUUUGAAUUAUCAUAAACAAACUCACACUGGUGAGAAACCAUAUCAUUGUGAUGUCUGUGGUAAAAAAUUCACAAAGAGUAGUUCAUUAACAUCUCAUAUACGUAUUCACACAGGUGAAAAACCAUUCUCUUGUGAUAUUUGUGGUAAAACGUUUGCUGAAAGAGGAACAUUAAAUCGCCACAAACAUAUCCACACUGGUGAAAAACCAUAUCAUUGUGAUAUCUGCGGUAAAACGUUUACUCAUAAAGCAACUUUGACUCAUCAUAAAUCCACUCACACAGGUGAGAAACCAUAUCAUUGUAACAUUUGUGGUAAAGCUUUCACACAGAGUAGUGCAUUAUCUUCUCAUAAACGAAUUCACACUGGCGAGAAACCAUUUCACUGUGAUGUUUGUGAUAAAACAUUUUCUCACAAGAGUAAUUUAAUAGGUCAUCAGCUUAAGUCACACAAGUAAGAAGCCAUAACAACAACAUCGCAAGUAAAACAUUCCCUGCAAACAUUAUCUAAACUUCUUAUUGACAUACACAAUUAAAAUGAUACCUCUGUGGUAUUUGUAACAAAAUAUUUUCACAUGAAAGUAAAUUAAGUUCUUGUAAAUGUAUUCACGCAGAUGAGAAGUCAUCCUGUUGAAACACUCCUAUACAGGGAAAAAAUUAAUAAUUCCAUGUUCAACGCACAGGAGAGUAAUAUGGUGUUAUGUAUAGGAAAUUUUCCCUUGUUUUGUGUUGUAGCAAGACAUCACUUUUUCUCUCUGUUAAUACAUUAAUCAAAAUUCCUUUAACUCUUUGGUUUUUAAACUGGCCAUAUAAGGCCCUAAGAUUCUACCUCUUUUAUGUUCAAACUAGCCUGAUCCAGCUUCUCACAUCUAAAUAAAUAAUCACAUCAUCAAUAUCUCAAAGCUAUAAGAUGACGUAUGAUUAAUUUUUUAAAAUGUGAAUAAAUAAUUAUUACAUUUGACAGAGUAAUCUGAAUGUUGAAGAGUUAAUGCUCUCAUUAGUUAUUUAAAUAAGCAACUUCCAUCAUGUUAAACUUAUGAGAAAAAUUUCAUCAUAUGCAAUAAACCAAAUGAGUUCAAUUUC
Molecule: messenger RNA, 2583 nt
Organism: Octopus bimaculoides (California two-spot octopus)
Lineage: Eukaryota; Metazoa; Mollusca; Cephalopoda; Octopoda; Octopodidae
Biological process (GO): regulation of transcription by RNA polymerase II
Cellular component (GO): nucleus
Molecular function (GO): RNA polymerase II cis-regulatory region sequence-specific DNA binding; DNA-binding transcription activator activity, RNA polymerase II-specific
Source: RefSeq, a predicted model, not a curated record